AUGGCUCUCCUGUGGCUACUGAGCUGCCUGGCGCUGGCGGGCUCUGCCCGUGCCACCCUCUCUGUGGAGAACUGCGGCGUGCCCGCCAUCCCACCUGUCAUCCGUGGCUACAACCGCAUCGUCAACGGGGAGCCAGCGGUGCCAGGGUCCUGGCCGUGGCAGGUCUCCCUCCAGCGCUACGAUGGCUUCCACUUCUGCGGCGGGUCGCUGAUCAGCGAGAACUGGGUGGUCACCGCUGCCCACUGUGGCGUCAGGACCACCGACACCGUGGUGGUGGGUGCGUACGACCAGGACUCGCCCUCCCCUGACGAGCAGAGGCUGUCCAUCGAGAAGGUUUUCAAGAACCCCAAGUUCAACAUGCUGACCAUCCGUGACGACAUCACCCUGAUCAAACUGGCCACCCCGGCGCAGCUGUCGGACCGUGUGUCCCCCGUCUGCCUGCCCCAGGCCACCGACGACUUCCCCGGGGGCAUGACCUGUGUCACCACUGGCUGGGGGCUCACUGACCCCAAAGCCUCCCAGACUCCGCCGGUGCUGCAGCAGGUGGCCCUGCCCCUGCUCACCAACACCCAGUGCAAGCAACGGACCCCCGCAGCUCGGCAGGGGGGAGCAGUGGCCCCGCUCCCGGCGUGGGUCAGAGUCCCCGUCUCGCGCUGCCGGGGCUGGGGUGGAGAUCUCCAAAAGGGAGACGGGAGAGAGGAGAAAAUUCCCGUUUAG
Molecule: messenger RNA, 717 nt
Organism: Athene cunicularia (burrowing owl)
Lineage: Eukaryota; Metazoa; Chordata; Aves; Strigiformes; Strigidae
Product: chymotrypsinogen 2-like
Exons: 7
Coding region: 1-717 (238 amino acids)
Biological process (GO): proteolysis
Molecular function (GO): serine-type endopeptidase activity
Source: RefSeq, a predicted model, not a curated record